AUGGUUGAAAAAGACGCCCAGCUAAGUGCCCUAGAUAUUGGCGAACUGGACUUGUUUGUUGAAAGCAUGGCACCGUCGCAAAUAUUGAGUAUUGGGAAUCAAGCAUGGGUAGACUGGCACAUAAGAUUACAAAAAUUGAACCAGCAAGCGGUCUUAGAAGCUCAAUCUAUGAUGGAAGAACUUACUAAAGAAACAAUAAUUUCAAGUGGAAAGCUACCCGUUCUCGUUUACGAAGCUAUUUGCAUUCAAGUAUGGCGUAUCAAAAUAUACCCGCAUAUUUUGAAACUUCAACCGGCACCAGCCAAUACUUUUGGUAUUUAUAUGGUGCUUUACCAUGAAGCAGCGGCAGUGGGCCUGCUGGAAACCGUGUUGUUCCACGAAGAUGGCGCUCAAUGUCUCAGCGAAGUAAUGGUAGACCUUUUACAGUAUGCCGUAGAACAAUUGACCACUCUGCUUGCUCUUAUCAAUAAGGGCUACCUGACACCGCCAACAACAAAGGAGCUAGAAUGCGAAACCGCCAUUGAAGAACUCGAGCGACAGAAGAGCGAUCUGCAGUUCGACAUUAGCAUGAGAAGCAUCUCUAUCGUGCGCUAUCUGACGGAGCACAUGGAAGCGGCAGGCACCGGCGCCUCCGUAGCCACGAAUCUGUACAAGACCAACGAUGUUCCCUCGCUGCUCAGCCAUCUCCUGCAGCUAGAACCCUGGCGCCGAACUGAUGAGAAGGGACAUUUGCAGAUGUUUAACUUUGGUCGUUGGAGCAAACCAAAUUCUGAAGACCUAUUCCAAAUGCACCGCAGUGAGGUCCAGCUGUGGUUGUGCCUGAGACAGCUUCUUUUGGAGCCCCGCCUACCUCAUUACUACACUAUUGAUGAUUGUCGACGUAGUACUUUUUGCAGAUUGCAAGCGAGGAUCUCCGAACCGAUGCUAGACCAAAUCCCUCCUCUGACGGAGUUGAAGAUGUUCCUCUGCCGGCUCUCCGUCGGAGAUUACUCCAGCCUCCACAAUCGCACUAAUGGGGUGUCGCCCAAUCCUGGUUGCACUCUCAUCGAGGUUGUACCACAGAUAAAGAACGCGUAUUUAAAACAAGUUCACAAGCGCACAAAAUCCAUAGCAAAAGAGCAACUACAGUACUUCAACAUGGACGGCUCGGAAGAGACACGCAACAUGGCGAAGAAACUUCUUGAGUCAUACACCAGUGACGUUGCUUUAGCGAUGGACAGUGGAGGCGCGAAGUGCGCUCGCUGCGGAGAGAAGGCGAGCAAGAAGUGCUCCAGGUGCAAGUCUGAAUGGUAUUGUGGGAGGGAAUGCCAAGUCCAACAGUGGGCUAAGCACAAGGAGCUGUGUGAUCAACUAUCUAAAUUGCUGAUCUAAAGUUCAAAUUUAUCAUUAAUUUAUUUAUUAAUUAUUUAACUGUCAAUUAUGUGAAACUGAAUUAAGGGUCGGGGCACAAAUGAUUAGUUCAUCAUCUAAAAAUAACGCUUUUUAGGCGAGGUGCUGUAGCAUGCUGAUAAAUACAGUUGACCCUUAUGCUCUAUUUUGCACUGAC
Molecule: messenger RNA, 1546 nt
Organism: Hyposmocoma kahamanoa
Lineage: Eukaryota; Metazoa; Arthropoda; Insecta; Lepidoptera; Cosmopterigidae
Gene: Zmynd10
Product: zinc finger MYND domain-containing protein 10
Exons: 10
Coding region: 1-1371 (456 amino acids)
Biological process (GO): inner dynein arm assembly; outer dynein arm assembly; motile cilium assembly
Cellular component (GO): centriolar satellite; cytoplasm
Source: RefSeq, a predicted model, not a curated record